AUGCCUGCCCCGCCGCCCGCCUUUGAAGUCGGCCCGACCCCCGCCCGGCUCGAGCCCGGCUGCGAGCAGCACGCCCUCGGGGUCCCAGCCGGGGAUCAUCACGCCGAGUCCACUCGGAUUCCCGGGAUUCGUGGGAAGGCGGCCGAGUGGGGCGGGGACGCUUCUCUUGGCGAACCCCGGCCAUUUGUCCGGCCAGUGUGA
This is a messenger RNA of Rangifer tarandus platyrhynchus (Svalbard reindeer), 201 nucleotides long. Lineage: Eukaryota; Metazoa; Chordata; Mammalia; Artiodactyla; Cervidae. The record is from the annotation of a GenBank genome assembly.